CACAUUUUUUUACUUUUUCUAAACAUAACACAGAACUGAAUCUCUCUCUUUCCUUCUCUCUCACAGUUAAAUGUCAAAACCACCCACCACCACCACCACCACCACCACCGUCACUGCGGUCGUCUAGUUCCGAUAGACGACGUUUACUGCAAUUGCUAACGCCGGAUUUUGCGAAGACUGUGGUUGCUGUUUCCGAUCGAUUGUUUUCCGUUCCGGUAACUCCCGGUGGCCAGUCGUGUUUUCAACGGCGACGAUAGAAUCUUAACAAUUUUUUUGGCUGUAUUAUGAAGAAUAAUAUUAACGGAAAGCCUAACAACAACCAUAAGAACAGCAAUGGAUUUAUUCCUAAUUCUUUGAAAUUCAUUUCUUCUUGUAUAAAAACUGCAUCGUACGGUGUCCGUUCAGCCGGUGCCACAGUUGCCGCAUCCAUCUCCGGUGAUAAUCAGGACCUCAAGGACCAGGUCCUCUGGGCUUCCUUUGACAGACUAGAAGUUGGUCCAUCUUCUUUCAAGCGUGUUCUCUUAAUUGGUUACUGCAAUGGCUUUCAAGUCAUUGAUGUUCAAGAUGCCUCUGAUGUCAAUGAACUUGUAUCAAGGCGUGAUGAUCCAGUUACUUUUUUACAGAUUCAGCCUUUCCCUACAAAGUCUGAUGGUCAUGAAGGGUUUAUAGCAUCACAUCCUGUACUUCUGGUUGUUGCAUGUGAUGAAUCAAAGAGUCCAGAUCUAAUGCAUAGUAAGAGAGAUGGGCUGGUCAGAGAUGGUUACAGUGGUCCUCAAACUGGGAGCCCACUCAUAUCUCCUACCGUUGUUCGCUUUUAUUCGAUUAAGUCUCACAAUUAUAUUCACGUUUUAAGAUUCCGGUCAACGGUAUAUAUGGUUAGGUGCAGUCCUCGAAUAGUGGCCGUAGGGCUUGCAGCACAAAUAUACUGCUUUGAUGCUCUCACUCUGGAAAACAAGUUCAGUGUGCUCACCUAUCCUGUUCCUCAGUUGGGAGGCCCAGGAUACGUUGGGGUCAAUGUUGGAUAUGGUCCAAUGGCUGUUGGUCCAAGGUGGCUGGCUUAUGCUUCCAACAGCCCAUUGCAAUCAAAUACAGGCCGUUUAAGUCCCCAAAGUCUUACUCCAUCUCCUGGUGCCAGUCCAUCAACUUCACCUGGCAGUGGGAAUCUGGUGGCUCGAUAUGCCAUGGAGUCAAGCAAGCAGUUAGCUACUGGGCUACUCAAUCUGGGUGAUAUGGGCUACAAAACACUGUCUAAGUACUGUCAUGAUUUUAUCCCUGAUGGUUCUAGUUCCCCGGUGUCAUCAAAUUCAGGCUGGAGAGUUGGUCGGGGGGCAUCGCACUUGGCAGAAACAGAUGUUGCUGGGAUGGUGGUGGUUAAAGAUUUUCUUUCUAGAACUGUGAUAUCGCAAUUUAGAGCUCAUACUAGUCCCAUUUCUGCUCUGUGUUUCGAUCCCAGUGGGACGCUUCUGGUUACUGCUUCAGUACAUGGAAAUAAUAUAAAUAUCUUCCGAAUAAUGCCAUCCUGCUUCCAAAAUGGGUCCAGUAAUCGGAGUUACGAUUGGAGUUAUUCUCAUGUGCACCUUUACAAACUGCACCGCGGCAUGACAUCUGCUGUGAUACAAGAUAUUUGUUUUAGUCAUUGUAGUCGAUGGAUUGGGAUUAUUUCAUCCAGGGGAACUUGUCAUAUUUUUGCUCUUUCCCCUUUUGGUGGAGAAAAUGUUCUUCAGAUACGGAAUUCUGAUGUAGAUGGGCCUUCCAUCUCGCCAGUUCUGCCACUACCAUGGUGGUCAACUCCAUAUUUCAUGGCAAACCAGCAUUCUUUUUCUUCACUGCCACCAGCAUCUGUCACCCUCUCUGUGGUGAGCAGAAUAAAAUGUAGCCACUUGGGUUGGCUUGGUACUGUCAGCAGUGCUGCCUCUUCUGUGGCAGGAAAGACCACCAUUCCAUCGGGUGCAACUGCUGCAAUUUUUCACAACUCUGUACGUCAUGAUUUGCAACCUGCUCAUUUAAAAAGUGUUACUGCCUUAGAGCAUCUAUUGGUAUUUGCUCCUUCUGGUCAUGUAGUUCAACAUAAACUGCUAUCAGCAAUAGGAGGAGAAACGAAUGAAUCGGUUUCAAGAAAUCUGCAUGGCUCUUCAGCGCAGAUGCAAGAUGAGGAGUUACGAGUGAGAGUCGAGGCUGUGCAGUGGUGGGAUGUUUGCAGGAGAGCAGAUUGGCCAGAAAGAGAGGAGUGCAUUUCUGGAAUUACUCUUGGCAGACAAGAAACUGUGGACAUGGUCAUGGAUGUUUCCGAAUGUGAUGAUAAUAAAUCUGAGCAUAAGGAAUUAAAGUCCCACGAGAGAUCUCACUUGUAUGUCUCCAAUGCAGAGUUGCAUGUUAACUCUGGGAGGAUACCAGUCUGGCAAAAAUCAAAUAUGCAUUUCCAUAUGAUGGCUCCUGUGGAGUCUGAUGAGGUUAGUGCCGUUGAAGUUCAGUCUGGUGGAGAGAGUCAAGUAGAAAUAAUUCCUGUUAAUGAGGUUGAAAUUAGGCAAAGAGAUCUAUUGCCUGUUCUUGACCAUUUUCACAGGGUUCAGUCUGGUUGGAGUAACAGGGGUUUCAUUGGGGAAAAGUAUUCAAUUUCAUCUCCCGAUUCUCAUGGUGGAAGAGAAAAGCUCUAUGAAGGUGCUGCUGUUAUCCAUUCUAAUUUGUUGUCACCUGAUUCUGUUGAUAACUCAGAUGGAGGGUCGUCGAUAAAUUCUUAUCCACCCAUGUUCCAAUCUGGGAAUGUGAAUACCGUGGGAAAAGCCGCGUAUUGCAAUUUGGGUAAACCUGCACUGAAUUCUAGCUCUCUCAACAAAGAUAGUGGUGUAUUUUCUGUCAAACAAUCCACCUUGGAUAUCCGCCCGGUGGAGGAUUAUGAUUUUAGAAAUAAUUUGUCGUCUUUAACAAGUGGGUCACUUUCCGAGGGAAGAAACAUUGCAAAAGAAGCCCAGUCGUCAAACAGUAGCGGGACUAGUGAAGUUUCAAACAUAAGUUCCAACCGUUCUGAUUUAAGUAUGAACAUGAUAGAUGAGGGCGCAGUUAAUGACUCUCCGGAUUUUGAGCAGUUCUUUCAGGAAGGUUAUUGUAAGGCAUCACCUUCGAGCGAAUGUCGUGAAUCAACAGGAAUUAUUACUGAUGUGGAUAGCAACAGCAGUCCUUGUGAUAUAGAAAAAUGCAUGGAAGAUGGUGACAAUGAUGACAUGCUUGGGGGUGUUUUUGAUUUCUCUGAAGAAGGUUGAUGUAUGUAUAUGUUUAUAGCUUCUGAUCAAGUCCUGCUACCUCCUCUGCAUAUGAAAUGCUAUGUAACGGUUGGUGAAAGGUCGGCCUCAUGGCCUUAUUAGAUACUAAUUGCCAUCGGAAUUGGAAUGCUACUAACUGAUGGAUGCAAGCAAAUAUAAUCUUGGCAGACCUUAGUGUUGAGUUUGGACGAAUGCCGGGUUCCUACCUCUAAUUCUCUUGUACAUGUUGUAUAUUGAGAGUCAUGAUACAGCUGAUUUGUGUGGAAAGAUUCUUUUUUAUUUUUAAUGUUAUGUAACAUUGUUCAUUCUUCAAAGGAAAAAAAGACAGAAAAAUAAAAGGGGAAAAAAAAAAAGAAGGGGGGGAAAAUGCUGAUUCCUUGUAUUAGCAUUUGAUAUGUUCUUUGUAUUCUGCUGAUGUGGAGACUUACUGCUGAUGUGGCAAUUGUUCACGUGACUAGUUUCUUGUAUCACGUGAUUAGCUUUCUGGAGAAGCGGUUAUGAAAUGAUUGAUAUGAAGGUGUUCCUUCACACGUCUUCUUCUC
Tripterygium wilfordii is the source of this 3799-nucleotide messenger RNA. RefSeq names its product autophagy-related protein 18h-like. The record is from RefSeq and is a predicted model, not a curated record. The transcript has 9 exons. Bases 285 to 3257 code for a protein of 990 amino acids. NCBI's taxonomy places the organism in Eukaryota, Viridiplantae, Streptophyta, Magnoliopsida, Celastrales, Celastraceae. Gene Ontology annotation, cellular component: cytoplasm. Gene Ontology annotation, biological process: response to starvation; autophagy. Gene Ontology annotation, molecular function: protein binding.